This is a messenger RNA of Vespa mandarinia (Asian giant hornet), 1063 nucleotides long. Its product is annotated as piggyBac transposable element-derived protein 4-like. The record is from RefSeq and is a predicted model, not a curated record. Lineage: Eukaryota; Metazoa; Arthropoda; Insecta; Hymenoptera; Vespidae.
GUUAAUUUAACACAUUGCGUACGAAUCACAAAAUAUCUUGUUUUCAUGUUUUUUCCACUGAAUCGAUAACUUAAGCAACCAGGACAAAUGUUUUUGUUACGUUACCAGGGUAAUGAAGCCUUGAGCGUUCUUAUGACAAAUGAUUAGCGAAAUAACUGAAUGUUGACAUUCUGAAAAUGCAAAAAUAAUCAAUAUAGUCAGUACAUCAGUAGAUCUGAGCCAACCGUCGUAUAUACCAUACUUUAUAAAUUGUUUUACUAUUGUACAUUUUGGAAUUUUAAAGUUCGUGUUUUAAUUUGUAAGGAAAUAGCUUUUUAAAAAUCAUUUAUAUUUUUAAUUUGUUACUGAUAAUUUAUAACAAACGGAAACGUGAUAUUUUCUUGCAAAUUUGGAAAGAUAAAAGAGAGGUAUGAAUGAUUUCGACAAUUCAUAAAUUUGAAAUGAUUGAAUCUACUGGAAAAUAUAAAACCAUGCAGAAACCGAAAUGCCUUGCAGACUAUAAUUUAAACAUGAACGGUGUCGACCUUGCUGAUCAGUAUCUAUCAUAUUACUUAAUAUUGAGAAAAACAAUUAAAUGGUCAAAAAAGAUAGUAUUAUAUCUCAUCAACUGCGACCUGUUCAACGCAUUCAAGAUCUAUAAUUCGUGUAAUAAUGAAAAAAUGAAAUAUAAAGAUUUUCUACUUGCUGUGAUGAAAUUAUGGACGACAGAAGAAAAAUCAAAGGAUACAGUUAUGGAUAUAGAACAAAGUAUUUCUAAUACAACAAAUCUACGCAUCAUCUACGCAUCAACAAAUCAUCUACGCAUCGAAUCACUAUAUAGACUCUUUGAUAAUAUUAAACAGUAUAUACUUGAACCAAUAACGAGUAAAGGCAAAAAGUUCCCAACCAAACAAUAUAAAGUUUGUUCGUCCAAUGGAAAAAGGAGAGAAACAAGAUACUGUUGCAAAUCGUGUCGAAUACUAUUGCACAAUGGAGUAUGCUUUACCAGAUAUCACACUUUAAAGCAUUAUUCAAGCAUGUGAAAUAAGUAAUAGUUAAAAUGUAAAAGAUCUUAUAUAAUAAA